AUGGCGUCCGCCGAGCCAACUAGUCAACCUCGUCCAGAGGAGAUGCUUGAAAGCCUUUCCCGCCAGAUGAGAAGCCUGAACACCCCCGGGAUAGCUGGAAAGGCCUUGAAAGACGUGGCAAAUCUGAACGAAGAGGACUCUGCCUCUGCAUCCGGACGAAAGAUACACCAUUGCCUGAACGCCAUUCGUUGCUUGCCAGCUUCUCGAGAGCUGGACAAAAUGGCCGUCACAGAUUUGGUCUACCGAAAGACAGCCGAAAGCAUGAUACUUGGCCUCCCACCAAUCCAAACCUUCUUCUGCAUGCCCCCUGCUCCCGAGCGACACAACAGAUGCAAGGAUUACGACAAGCUGGCUGAACUCUACAGAUCACCUGCCGAGGUUCUGGCAGCGAGGUCCCGUCUCGAUGAGGACCCUUUCAAGUCUUUCGAUCCUGACGACUCCAGCAUAGUGGAGUUGGUCGUCGCGUCAACAAAAGACUUUGGCACCUGGAAUAUGCCUGGGGUUGUACACAUGGAUUACGGAGGAAUUGCAGACCUGGAAGGUGGUCUUGCUCGUCUGGCCUUGCAUCACACACCAGCCACAGCAAAGGAAUGGUACAAGGACAACUUUUACUCGUAUCUACGCUGGGUUUAUCAGGGCCGAAAGACUUCAGCUUCUCCUUUUGCUCCCAAGAGUACCACCAACGAUGGGAUGACGCUUCAAUCUCGUGUUGAAAACUUUAGCACACCCUCUGACGGCCGUGUCUCCGGAUCUUGCGCAAGCUGUGGCUCCCGCGACGCCGCUCACGCACGCAAGUUUUGCCUAAUCACCCUCGAAGAUCAUGAAUCUGAACACACAGUCUCAGCUACGACAUAUUGCGACGAAAAAUGUCGAAUUACCCACUUCGAGGCGCACAAGGCCACGUGUAAGGAGAUACGCAAGUUGGCUCGAAGUUGA
Diaporthe citri is the source of this 936-nucleotide messenger RNA. RefSeq lists its product as uncharacterized. The transcript has a single exon. NCBI's taxonomy places the organism in Eukaryota, Fungi, Ascomycota, Sordariomycetes, Diaporthales, Diaporthaceae. The record is from RefSeq and is a predicted model, not a curated record. Bases 1 to 936 code for a protein of 311 amino acids.